Syngnathoides biaculeatus (alligator pipefish) is the source of this 782-nucleotide messenger RNA. It is a transcript of the gene ak6, whose product is annotated as adenylate kinase 6. Gene Ontology annotation, molecular function: ATP hydrolysis activity; ATP binding; AMP kinase activity. Gene Ontology annotation, cellular component: cytoplasm; nucleus. The record is from RefSeq and is a predicted model, not a curated record. Bases 178 to 702 code for a protein of 174 amino acids. The transcript has 6 exons. NCBI's taxonomy places the organism in Eukaryota, Metazoa, Chordata, Actinopteri, Syngnathiformes, Syngnathidae.
CGUAAAUUGCAGGACGUUUUACGUAAACUGAAGUGAUAUAUCAAUUUACGGUAGCCAUUCUUUGACAAAGAAAAAUCCACCCGAUACUCUCUGGUUGGAAAUUACCACAAGGCUAAGAUCCCUGGAAUCAACGUUUGAGGUUGCUAUAAGUAGGACACGUGUUGGGAUCUAGCUGCGAUGAAAAUGAGGAGACAACCAAACAUUCUGUUAACAGGAACCCCUGGUGUUGGAAAAACAACUCUGGGGAAGGAGCUGGCUCAGCGGACAGGGCUUGCCUAUGUUAAUAUCGGUGAUCUUGCUCAGGAAGGAGAUCUUUAUGAUGGCUAUGAUCAAGAGUACCAGUGCCCCAUUUUGGAUGAAGACAGGGUGGUGGAUGAGCUCGAUGAGAAGAUGUCACGUGGAGGUGUGAUUGUAGACUAUCAUGGCUGUGACCUCUUCCCUGAACGCUGGUUUCACAUUGUCUUUGUCCUCCAAACAGACAAUACUCAGUUAUACACACGGCUAGAAAGCAGAGGCUACACAGGAAAGAAGCUGCAGGACAAUGUGCAGUGUGAAAUUUUCCAGACCAUCUAUGAGGAGGCAAUUGAGUCCUACAAAGAGGAACUUGUCCACCAGCUUCCCAGCAACACUCCUGAGGACCUGGAAAGGAACUUGGAACAGAUAGGACAGUGGGCUCAGCAGUGGAUAAAAGACCACAAUUAGAGUGGAAAAGUGCCAACUGCAUGGCUGGCUCACUGCUGUCAGACAAAUUAUGAUUGGAAAAAAUAACGUGAACCAAUUUU